Molecule: messenger RNA, 4947 nt
Organism: Rhinolophus ferrumequinum (greater horseshoe bat)
Lineage: Eukaryota; Metazoa; Chordata; Mammalia; Chiroptera; Rhinolophidae
Gene: CCDC87
Product: coiled-coil domain containing 87
Exons: 1
Coding region: 35-2665 (876 amino acids)
Source: RefSeq, a predicted model, not a curated record
CUCUACCCCCAAGAUCCGCGCUGCCAGCGGUAAGAUGGAGCCCUUUAAACCUGAACCCGAGCUCCAGCAGUUUUACCACCAGUUGCUGCGUCCGCUGUCGCUCUUCCCACGCAGGGAGACACGCCCAGAGUCUCAGAAGCCCCUCCCGCAGGAGGUCCCUAUGCUACUGCCCUUGCCCGUCUCGCGGCUGACCGUGGCAUCACUGUGCCGCCAGGUGGCCCAGCGGCUGGCCCUCAGCGGGUUGGCAGAGCGGAUGCCUCCCGAGGGCCGACUCCGUUUCACAGAGGUCAUCCUGAACGAGCUAAAGUGCAGCUGGCGGGAGCCUCCCGCUGAACCCAGUUUGAGCCACUUGGACAACCAGAGGCUGCGAAAGCGGCUCCUGGUCUACGUCCUGCUCAGCUGUGAGCACCUUUUCUUACGCUACCUGCACCUGCUGAAGACCAUGUCGACCUCCUCAGAUGUCUUCACAGAAUCAGCCACGCUCACUCGUUUGGCCGCCAGCCUCGCCAGGGACUGCACAAUCUUCCUCACCAGCCCCAAGGUCUACCGUGGCCUGCUCUCCGACUUCCUCGCCCUACUGAAGGUAGAGCAGACCCAGGACAGAACAUACAAACUGCGCUCUGUUGGGCCCCCUGGGGCUUUUAAGCCGUGGCCUCACAGCAUCGACUUUGCCCAAGGGUCAGGCAGCACCCUCAAUCUGAGCUACCUUAUCCAACUCAGCCGCCCGCCAGAAGUUUUCAGUGAGCCUGAACCGGAUCCAGUGAAGGAAUUGGAAUCCAUCCCGCACCUGAAAAGGAGAAAGCCUCUCCCCUGGCUGCCCGCCAUGCAAAGCAAGAGAGAAAGCAGCUUCAGUUCCUCACAGAUUGUGUCACUGCCCAGAUACUCUGUGGCUCCCACCAGCGAGUCUUCCCCCACCCCCCAUUUGCCUCUCUACUCCCAUCUCCAGAGGGGCCAGUCCAUGCCCUCUCUGCGUGAGGGCUGGAAGCUAGCAGAUGAGUUGGGCCUUCCUCCACUCCGGCCUCGUCCCUUAACCCCGCUGGUCCUGGUUGCAGAGAGCAAACCAGAGGUGGCAGGGAACACAGUAGCUGAGGACCUGAAGCAGAUAGUGAAGAACAUGAAAUUGGAGUGGACUCGCUACUCACCGCUGGACUCAGGGCCCCUGCUCCUGGGGGCCCUGACCCACUGCCCAACUGCAGCACAUCGCGUGGAAGAGCUGCAGAGAAUGCUGAAGGAGGAACAAGAAACCUCUGGACAGUGGGGCCCCAAGUCCCCCCAACCCCUUCUACUUCAUCCACAGCCAGUGACUGUUACUUUGAAGCUAAGAAAUCAGGUGGUGGUCCAGGCAGCUAGUGUACAGGUCUCUGAGAGAAAGUUUUUGGAUUCCUUCCACAUUGAGGGGACCGGAGUCCUAUACAACCACCUGGAUGGUGAACUGGAAUCCAAAGUAAUGGAGGAAAUGGAUAUUGAUCGCUUUGUUGGUAAUAGCAUCAGGGAGGUCUACAAGGAGUUGAUGAGCCAUGUCUCUCUUGACCACUUCUCUUUUGACCAGGGACCCAUGAUUGAGCGUGCAUCCAGUAGAGAUUGGUCGAAGUUCCUGACCUCAGCUUUUCUACGUCAAGAAAAACAGUAUUGUGUCAUCAACCCCAAGCUGGUUGGACUUUAUACCCAGAGAGCAAACACUUUGCAGUCGAACUCGGAGAGAACAUCUUCGCUCACAUCACCCCAAACAAGCAAAGGCUGGGAGAGGAAGUCAAGUAAGGCCUCGUGGAUGAAGAGGUGGAAAACCUCCUUGUCCGUGGAUGACUACUUCAAAUACCUCACCAACCAGGAGACAGAUUUCCUCCAUGUCAUCUUCCAAAUGGUUGAAGAGGAGGUUCCUGUGGAGAUGGUGGCCCCCGUCAGAGACUCCGUAAAGAUUCAGCACCCACCUCCCUUGCUAGAAGAUGAAGAGCCAGACUUUGUGCCAGGAGAGUGGGAUUGGAACACAGUGCUGGAGCACAGGCUAGAAACUAAAGGGACCAACCUCCUGGAAGAACCCCACAAAAUCCAGAGCCUGCAGAAGCGUCUGGAAUGGUUGUGGUCCCUGCUUGAGGUCCCCCACAAGGACCGGCUGGACAUGGCCAUCAAGUACAGCUCCAAUGCCCGUCUGAGGCAGCUACCUUCAUUGGUGAGUGCCUGGGAGAGGGCCCUGCAGUCCAUUCAGCUUCGGGAGAUGUUGCUAGGGAAACUGGAGUGGUUUGAGCAACAGGCCUCUGACCCCAACCGUUUCUUCCAAAAAACUGGCAUGGGUCUGAGUCGCUUCCUGGAGGAGAAUCAAAUCCGCAACCAUCUACACAAGAAGCUUAGUCUAAUGGAGGCAACUUUGGCUUCACUUCUGGAGGAGAUUGAGUUAAUCUUCAGUGAGCCAGUGACCUUCAAGGGGCGGCGCUACCUGGACAAGAUGAAGCGCGACAAAGUGGAGAUGCUGUACUGGCUGCAGCAGCGGCGGCGGGCACGCCACCUGGUCCGGGCCCAGAAGGCUUCCCAGCAGUCAGCCGUGUUCAGGAGGCUCAGCAGCCAGCCUUUAAUAGCCCCUGGGAAUAGUCUCAUUACCUCUGACCAGGCCAAGUGCCCUCACGUUCCUCCCUCACCCCCCGACAGCCAGCAGCUCAUCCAGACCUCGUGAUUGCUUUGGAAGAAGAAAUAACUGGGAGUGCAGGUUUCAGAGCACUGUGCUUCCAACUACCAAGGGACUGAGAUUAACACUUUAGUUUGACAAUGAAGUUCUCAUAAAAGAACCCCCAAGCCCAGUACUCCCAUUUAUGUCAAGCUAAGCACAAUGCAGUCAAAAUCUCAUAUAUCAAAAGAACUGAGACCAUCCCUUGGAGUUUAUUAUAGUGGAAAAUAUCAGACGGAGGCACACCAUCACCUUUGGAAUACCUUGGCAUUUCUAUCACGCUACAUUAAAUCGGCUGAUAGGCUCUGUGGCAUAAUGGUUAACAGCUAGGGCUCUGGAGUUAGUAGAUGUGGGUUUAAAUCCUGGCUGUGUAACCUUGGGCAAAUUACUUAUCUGUUCUGCACCUGGGCCAUCAUAGGUCAGAUGAAUGGGUUGGGUCCAGGUUGUCACUUCUUCCAGUUCUAGCAUACUAUUGAUAGAGCUAAAAAUUAUUAAAUUUUUACCAAUUUAUACAAGCACAUGGUCCAAAGCACACAAGGGUAUGUCCUGAGAAGUAAGUCUCCUUUCUAACCCUACCUCCAGUAUCUCAGUUCCCCUUCCUGGGGGUAACAACUGUUACCAGUUCCUUGUGUAUCUUUCCCUUAUUCAGCAAAUAAUUGUUGAGUACCUACUAGGUAGUGUAUGCCUGGUCUAUAUCACGAACAAAACAAAGACCCCUAUCCUUUGUAGAGUUUACAUUCUACUGGGGGGAAACAAACAAUAAACAAUAAACGUAGUACCUAAGAACAUUGACUAAUAGAAUGUUAGAGGGUGAUAAGUACUGUGGAAAAAGAACAAGUAGAGUGGGGUAAGAGGAAACAAAGGGCGAGGGACAUAGUUUUAAUUAGGGCAGUCAACGGAGGCCUCACCGGAAAGGUAAGAUUUGAACAAAGGCUUGAAGGAGGGGAAGAAGUGAGCCCCGUGGACAUCUGAGACGACAACUUUUCUGACAGCCAUUUCAAAGUCCUAAAUUAACCGGAUGCCUGGGCUGUCAGAAAAGCAAGGGGGCCAGUGUAGGUGGAGCAGAGCGAGGGGGAGACAUGAGCUGGAGGGUUCAUGACAAGGUGCCAAGGGGCAGGUUAGAUUGUGUAAGGCCUUGCAGACCCUUGUAUAAACUAGUUCAGAGAUAGCCAAUGCAUAUGAGCAUAUAUAUGUAUGUAUGAUCUAUGCAUGUUUAUAACCACACCAAUGGUAACAUGCUGGACCUCUGUUUUGCUGCUUUUUUCACGUAGCAUGCCUUGAGCUCAUUCCAUGUCAAUACACAUAGCGCUGCCUUAUUCUUUAUGAUAGCUAUAUAGUAUUACACCAUGUAUUUUUAUUUAACUAGUCCCUUAUUAUUGGACAUUUACAAACAAAAACAACACUCUAAAAAUGGCCUUGUUCAUCUAUUUAGGAUUGCAACUAUUUCUAUAGUUUAAAUUCCUGGAAGUGGAAUUACGUCUAAGCAUAAGCAUUUGUAAUUUUGCUAGAUAUUACUGGUUGCCCUCCACAAAGGUUGUAACAAUUUGCGUUGUCAUCAACAUUGGAUGACUAUACUUCUUUGCCCACUCUCAAUAAUAGUGUUACCACAUUUUUAAUCUUUAUCAUCUAGUAGGUGAAAAUUGGUAUCUUAUUUGAGUUGUGUUCUCAUUUAUGAGUGAAGUUGCAUCUUUCACAUGUUUAUUUUUUUUCCUCAAUUUUGCUGUGAACCUACCUUUCACAUGUUUAAAAGCUAUGUUUCCUUUUCUGUAAAAUGCCCAUGCCUUUUGCCCACUUUUCGAUUGGUUUGACUAUUUUGUGUUCUUGGUUUUUCAGUGCUCUUUGUAUAUUCAGGAAAUUUAGCUAACACAUUAGUCAUUACCUUGGGCAGAACACUUUCCCUGCACGAUUCCUUAGACUCCUCACCACCUGUGAGGUUAUGUAUUUUAAUCUCCAUUUUACAGCUGAGGAAAUGAAGGCUCAGGUAAGUAAAGUAACUUGCCCAGGGUCAUAAAGGUAGUAAGUUGGUGAGCCAGGACUGAAGCCUAGGUCUUUCUGACCCAGAAGCCUACAUGUGUCUUCUUGGUGUACGGAUUCUGUGAGAUAUGGUAAGAGAGCUCUUAAACAUGGCCUGCCUCACCUGCUGGCACAGGUAAUAUGAACACUUCAGCUCUCCUCCAUUCACCAUUUGCUGGCAUAUAAACUUCUUUGUUUGGUUUUUCCAAUAAAACAGCAUUUCCCAAACUUUUUCACCCAAGUACUUCUUAGAAUGGAGGAACAUAACAAGCAUCUUG